CUCCUGAAGUGCUUGCCCAGAAACCCUACAGCAAAGCAGUGGACUGUUGGUCCAUUGGAGUUAUUGCAUAUAUUCUGCUCUGUGGCUACCCUCCUUUCUAUGAUGAAAAUGACUCCAAGCUUUUUGAGCAAAUUCUUAAAGCAGAAUAUGAAUUUGACUCUCCCUAUUGGGAUGAUAUCUCUGAGUCUGCUAAAGAUUUUAUUCGGAAUUUGAUGGAGAAAGAUCCCAAUAAAAGAUAUACCUGUGAACAGGCAGCCCGCCAUCCGUGGAUUGCCGGUGACACAGCCCUCAGUAAAAAUAUCCACGAAUCCGUCAGUGCUCAGAUUCGCAAGAAUUUUGCAAAAAGCAAAUGGAGACAAGCUUUUAACGCCACAGCUGUUGUGAGACAUAUGCGGCGGUUACAUCUUGGCAAUAGUUUGGAUAGUGGUUCAAACAUGAGUGUAUCGAACAACCUCAGUCUGGCCAACCCACUACCUGAUGGAGGAUCUAGAAAAGAGUGCAUGUCCCCAUCUACUCUCUGUAGUUUUGCUUCUUCAGCUUCAUCUGGUAUUUCUGCUGUAGGAGAGAGGAGGCCAAGACAGACGACGAUAACAACAACAAUACAUACAGGGACCAAGUGAUCCAGAUCACCCCACUCGUCCCACCCACAAGGAAGAGGUCAGAGAUGGGAGAAAGGGCCCUGGUGGGCAAGCAGGCAGGGAAGAAAACCUUCUCCCAGGUGAUUUCAUCCUGCAUUGCAAACACAUCGAAGUAUUAGAAGAAAAGAAGGAUUUUUUAAAAAAAAAUAAAUGGCCAUAUUUUAUACUGCGAUUCUGAAAUGUUGCAUUCAUCGCAAACUGCAAUGACUUCAGGAGGAUGGGGAGGGAAAGGGUUGGGAAAUAGAUGAAGUGGCACCUGGUGCUGGGUCCGUGAAUCUAGAAAUGUUCUAACUAAAGGACAUUGUGUUAGUUCCUCAAUGAUUUACUCUGUUCUUAGUGUUGGUAUCAAUACAUGCUUUGUUUUUCUUUAACUAAAUAUCUCAACUGGAUUAUUUAAAUAGAGUAAUUUCAAACAUUUUUUUUUCUUUUCUCCAUAUUUUCAGCUUUGUU
Messenger RNA from Python bivittatus (Burmese python), 1088 nucleotides. The record is from RefSeq and is a predicted model, not a curated record. Lineage: Eukaryota; Metazoa; Chordata; Lepidosauria; Squamata; Pythonidae.